AAACCACACCAAAUAAACUGAAUGACUGCGAGUUAGGUGGUUAAGUAAAAAGGGUGGGUUUGGUUUACCAUAAAAUUCAAUUCAAUUCAAUUCAAUCCAAUCCAAUCCAAUCCUUGUUUUCAAUACCAAAUUCCAGAAAGAAAUUCACCUAUCAAAUUGAAUAUGGCUUGGAUGACACGGUUUCUAACUGCGAUUGCUUUCUUAGCAAUCGGAGUAAUAUUUUCACCGGAAACAUUCGGAUCAAAAUCAGCAAAAAUAACAACCUUUGUUAAACUUGCUCACCUUUUGUGUUUCUCUACUGCCUGGGGUGCGGCACUUUGGGUCACCUUCAUCGGUGGCAUCAUCAUGUUCAAGAAUUUGCCAAGACAUCAGUUUGGGAAUCUGCAAAGCAAGAUGUUUCCGGCGUAUUUUAUGAUGGUUGGUAUAUGUUGUGCGGUGGCGGUUGGGUGUUUUGGGUAUACCCAUCCAUGGAAGUCUUCUUCAACAGCUGAAAAGUAUCAGUUAGGGUUUUUGGUUUCUGCUUUCUUUUUCAAUCUCACCAAUUUAUUCGUGUUUACUCCCAUGACAAUUGAGAUGAUGAAACAAAGGCACAAGGUAGAGAGAGAAUCGAACAUCGGAGAAGAAGUUGGGUGGACAAAGAACCAGGAAGUUGCAAAGGUAAACCCGAAACUAGCAGCAAUGAACAAGAAGUUUGGGAUGAUUCAUGGACUGUCGUCUCUUGCUAACAUAAUGUCGUUUGGUAGUCUUGCAAUGCAUUCAUGGUAUCUAGCAGGCAAAAUGGAUCUCUAGACAAUAAAUACCCAUCAUGUUACAAUGUGGCUUGUAUGUUGAUGACAAUAAUAUGAACCAUUUUCCUCACAGUGGCUCCUUCCUGCUGUAGUAAGUGAUACCUGUUUUAUCAUAGUUAAUCUUUUUUUAGACCCUUUAUUGAUGUUACAAAACAAAGUUUGAAGUGUUUUAGCCUGCAAAUUAGUGUUAUAAAGUCAAAAUCUGAUAUUCACAGCUA
Molecule: messenger RNA, 1006 nt
Organism: Erigeron canadensis
Lineage: Eukaryota; Viridiplantae; Streptophyta; Magnoliopsida; Asterales; Asteraceae
Product: transmembrane protein 205
Exons: 3
Coding region: 163-789 (208 amino acids)
Source: RefSeq, a predicted model, not a curated record